CCGCCCGGACUUGUCGUGAAGCGCGCGUCGUCGAGAUCGGACGUGCCGCUGUGCCCUUUAGUGUCGACCAACAAACACUUCACAGACGGUGAAGAAUGUGCUUGUAGCGAAAACCUACACAGGUCCUAGAGGGCAACAUUAAGGGAGUGAACGAGUGUACAAAGUGAAGCCUAGUGGCUUGUACAUAAGUGUGUAUAUACAGUGAUUGUUGGUGCUGGUUUGAGAGCCAGCGCGUCGCCGUUGUUCGUGGAUACUGUGUAUCCUCUGCUGCCGUCCUCCUGCUGAGCGCCCAGUGCCGCCUCUUCAGCAGCCAUGGCCGAUACCGGCAGAACAGAUUCCUAUCGGCACGCCACGGAUCGUACCGUCCCCGAUGAUAACCGAACAGUGAAAGGGGAUCCUAAGUCUAAGAAAAAGCCCCAGAAGGCUAAAGGGAAGAAGGGAGAUAAGGAUUUGAACGAUCUGAAGCAGGAGUUGGAACUUGAUGAGCACAAGGUCCCAAUCGAGGAACUCUUUCAACGUCUCACUGUUAACCCAGACACAGGUCUAUCACAAAGUGAGGCUAAGCGCCGUAUUGAGCGAGAUGGGCCGAAUGCUCUCACCCCACCCAAGCAGACUCCAGAAUGGGUCAAGUUCUGCAAAAACCUCUUCGGUGGUUUCUCACUCCUGCUGUGGAUUGGCGCUAUCCUCUGCUUCAUUGCCUACUCAAUUGAGACAGCUGCAGAAGAGGAGCCCAACAAGGACAAUUUGUACCUGGGCAUUGUGCUCACAGCUGUCGUGAUCAUCACAGGCGUCUUCUCGUAUUACCAAGAAAGCAAGAGCUCCCGUAUUAUGGAAUCUUUCAAGAACAUGGUCCCUCAGUAUGCUAUUGUUCUUCGAGAUGGCGAGAAGCAGAAUGUUCAGGCUGAGGAACUGUGCAUAGGAGACAUUGUAGAGGUCAAGUUUGGUGAUCGUAUCCCAGCUGAUAUCCGUGUCAUCGAAAGCAGGGGCUUCAAGGUCGACAACUCUUCCCUGACUGGAGAAUCCGAACCCCAGAGCCGAUCACCCGAAUACACUUCCGAGAACCCCCUUGAGACCAAGAACUUGGCAUUCUUCUCCACCAAUGCUGUUGAGGGUACCUGCAAGGGUGUCGUUAUCAUGAUUGGUGACAACACUGUGAUGGGUCGUAUUGCUGGUUUGGCAUCUGGAUUGGAAACUGGUGAAACCCCCAUUGCCAAGGAAAUUACCCAUUUCAUUCACAUCAUUACUGGUGUGGCUGUGUUCUUGGGUGUGACCUUCUUCGUUAUUGCCUUCAUCCUUGGGUACCAUUGGUUGGAUGCUGUUGUGUUCCUCAUUGGUAUCAUUGUAGCCAAUGUGCCUGAGGGUCUGCUAGCCACUGUCACUGUGUGCUUGACUCUUACUGCCAAGCGCAUGGCUGCCAAGAACUGCCUUGUAAAGAACUUGGAGGCUGUGGAAACCCUGGGUUCCACUUCCACCAUUUGCUCUGAUAAGACUGGUACCCUCACCCAGAAUCGUAUGACAGUAGCACAUAUGUGGUUCGACAACACCAUCAUUGAAGCUGAUACAUCUGAAGAUCAGUCUGGCUGCCAGUACGACAAGACCUCACAAGGCUGGAAGGCUCUGUCUAGAAUUGCUGCCCUCUGUAACCGUGCUGAAUUCAAGAGUGGCAUGGAAAACACUCCCAUCCUGAAACGUGAAGUAAACGGCGAUGCUUCUGAAGCUGCUCUGCUGAAGUGCGUUGAAUUGGCUGUUGGUGAUGUAAAGGGCUGGCGUGCACGCAACAAGAAGGUAUGUGAAAUUCCUUUCAACUCCACCAACAAGUACCAAGUAUCCAUUCACGAGACUGAGGAUAAGAACGACCCACGAUACCUUGUUGUGAUGAAGGGAGCCCCUGAGAGGAUCCUGGAACGCUGCUCCACCAUCUACAUCAAUGGAGAAGAAAAGGCCCUCGACGAAGAAAUGAAGGAAGCUUUCAACAAUGCCUACCUUGAAUUGGGUGGCCUCGGAGAGCGUGUACUUGGUUUCUGCGACUACAUGCUGCCCACUGACAAGUACCCACUUGGAUACCCCUUUGAUGCUGAUGCUGUAAACUUCCCUGUCCAUGGUCUGCGCUUCGUGGGUCUGAUGUCUAUGAUUGAUCCUCCCCGUGCUGCUGUACCUGAUGCUGUAGCUAAGUGCAGAUCUGCUGGUAUCAAGGUUAUCAUGGUUACUGGUGAUCACCCCAUCACUGCCAAGGCUAUUGCCAAGUCUGUAGGUAUCAUCUCUGAAGGAAACGAGACUGUUGAGGACAUUGCACAGAGGCUGAACAUUCCCAUCAAGGAGGUUGACCCCACUGAAGCCAAGGCUGCUGUGGUUCACGGUUCUGAACUUCGUGACAUGACAUCUGAGCAGCUGGAUGAUGUCCUCCUCCACCACACUGAAAUCGUGUUUGCCCGUACCUCCCCACAACAGAAGCUGAUCAUUGUAGAAGGUUGCCAGCGUAUGGGUGCCAUUGUAGCUGUAACUGGUGAUGGUGUAAAUGAUUCUCCUGCUCUGAAGAAGGCUGAUAUUGGUGUUGCUAUGGGUAUUGCUGGUUCUGAUGUGUCCAAGCAAGCCGCUGACAUGAUCCUGUUGGACGACAACUUUGCUUCCAUUGUCACUGGUGUUGAAGAGGGCAGACUUAUUUUCGACAACCUGAAGAAAUCCAUUGCUUACACCCUGACAUCUAACAUCCCUGAGAUCUCUCCUUUCUUGUUCUUCAUGAUUGCCUCAGUCCCACUUCCUCUUGGAACUGUGACCAUCCUCUGCAUUGAUCUGGGUACUGACAUGGUGCCUGCCAUUUCCCUUGCCUAUGAAGAAGCUGAGUCUGAUAUUAUGAAGCGCCAGCCCCGAAACCCAUUCUCCGACAAGCUUGUAAACGAGAGGCUCAUCUCAAUGGCCUAUGGUCAGAUUGGUAUGAUUCAAGCCCUGGCAGGAUUCUUCACCUAUUUCGUGAUCAUGGCUGAGAACGGCUUCCUGCCACCCCAUCUCUUCGGUCUCCGUGAGCGCUGGGACAGCAAGGCCAUCAACGAUCUGGAGGAUCACUAUGGACAGGAAUGGACCUUCCACGACCGUAAGAUUCUUGAGUACACCUGCCACACUGCCUUCUUCACCUCUAUUGUGAUUGUGCAGUGGGCCGAUUUGAUCAUUUGCAAGACCCGCCGUAACUCCAUUGUCCACCAGGGCAUGAAGAACUGGGUGCUGAACUUUGGUCUCGUCUUUGAAACCACUUUGGCUGCCUUCCUUUCCUACACCCCAGGCAUGGACAAGGGUCUUCGCAUGUACCCACUGAAGUUCUACUGGUGGCUGCCUGCUCUUCCGUUCUCCCUCCUUAUCUUCAUCUAUGAUGAGAUACGUCGCUUCAUCCUGCGUAGGAACCCUGGUGGUUGGAUGGAACUGGAGACCUACUAUUAAGCUGUUACUGUGAGCGCAAGAAUUACUAGAGCUCAAGACUGAUUGCAUGGCUCGCAUCACCUGCCAUCAUCAGUGAACUUCCCACAGCCAGCACUUGUGUCGCUAUUACUUGUGGAAAUUUAUUUAAUAUCCCAAUAUGGAAAUUAAUUUCUAGUUGAC
Penaeus indicus is the source of this 3588-nucleotide messenger RNA. It is a transcript of the gene Atpalpha, whose product is annotated as sodium/potassium-transporting ATPase subunit alpha-like. Gene Ontology annotation, cellular component: plasma membrane. Gene Ontology annotation, molecular function: ATP binding; ATP hydrolysis activity; P-type sodium:potassium-exchanging transporter activity. The transcript has 15 exons. The record is from RefSeq and is a predicted model, not a curated record. Bases 313 to 3429 code for a protein of 1038 amino acids. NCBI's taxonomy places the organism in Eukaryota, Metazoa, Arthropoda, Malacostraca, Decapoda, Penaeidae. Gene Ontology annotation, biological process: potassium ion import across plasma membrane; sodium ion export across plasma membrane; intracellular sodium ion homeostasis.